AUCAUAUACACUUUAAAAACAACUUAAAUCGAAAUGGCCGAUCAACAGUCUCAGCCUCAACAAACCAUCGUCUCGCGUGUUGCUGCCGUACCCAUUGUAGCAUACAUUUCGUCACGCGCCACCUCUCUAUAUGAACAUGGAAAGAAGACCAGCGUUUAUUUCAAUAACGCUGCCACGUUCCUGGAGAAUCAGAAGUCCGUUCUGUACGAGUAUGUAUCCCCUGUUUUUGACAAUAAGUCUUUCAUGGCGUACCUGACCAAGGCUAACGAUGUUUUGCUCAGCAACUUUAACUUUGUAGUUGAGAAGUACCCCGUUAUUGAGACACCCGCCGAGGAUAUCAUCGAUGCAGCUGCCGCCAAGAAAGCACAGGUCCUAGACCAAGCUAACGCUCAGUUAGUUAGUGCAAGUGAGAAAGUCAACCAACAAUACCAAAGCACAAAGGAGAGCGUCAGCCAGCAAUACAGCACCGUGUCCGAGGCUGUUGUCGAGAAGGUCAACAUGGCUAAAGAUCAAUACAACGAGAAAGCCGCCCCAGUUGUUGCCGAAAUAAAGACUCAAGCUGAGCCUAUCAUCGCGGAUUUGCAAGAGCGUGUCGCGCCUGUUGUUGCCAACAUCAAGGAGCAAGCCAGCCCCAUUGUUGAAUCUGUUCAAAAGCAGUACAACGAGCUAACCAACUCGGAAACCACCGCACAGGAAUAAAUUGUAAAUACAAUUCUUUCAUAUCAUUAAAAAACUGAUUUAAUAUUAGAUUCACAAAUAGUGCAAAAUA
Molecule: messenger RNA, 769 nt
Organism: Sphaeroforma arctica JP610
Lineage: Eukaryota; Ichthyosporea; Ichthyophonida
Exons: 1
Coding region: 34-699 (221 amino acids)
Source: RefSeq, a predicted model, not a curated record